AAAAAGAUUCUCAAUAAUCAUGAAUAUUGGGAACAGCUUAAUGAGCAUCUUGAAUUUCAGGGGCCAAAUUCUCAUGCCACAAAAUAUAAAACUCAUAAAUCAAUUUUUGUUAAAAAUAGAUUUGUCUGUGAUAAUCUUUUUAAUCUUUAUAAUAUUAGUAAAAAUAAUAAUGUUUGUUCAUUAUGUGAUACAGAAUAUUUUUUAAUAGAAAAAUGUCGAAAUCUAAUUGGUGAAAUUCGUGAAGAAAAAAGAUUAAUUGGAUAUGAGUUUUGUCGAUUUGUUGAG
Dentiscutata erythropus is the source of this 285-nucleotide messenger RNA. The record is from the annotation of a GenBank genome assembly. Lineage: Eukaryota; Fungi; Glomeromycota; Glomeromycetes; Diversisporales; Gigasporaceae.